This is a messenger RNA of Zootoca vivipara (common lizard), 4219 nucleotides long. It is a transcript of the gene FSCN1, whose product is annotated as fascin actin-bundling protein 1. Gene Ontology annotation, biological process: establishment or maintenance of cell polarity; actin filament bundle assembly; cell migration. Lineage: Eukaryota; Metazoa; Chordata; Lepidosauria; Squamata; Lacertidae. The record is from RefSeq and is a predicted model, not a curated record. Gene Ontology annotation, cellular component: actin cytoskeleton; cytoplasm. Gene Ontology annotation, molecular function: actin filament binding; protein-macromolecule adaptor activity.
CGCUAGAGAGAGGCGGCGGCGGAGGGGACGAGGGUGGCAAUAGCAGCAGCAGGAGCAGCUGGGCUUUGUGAAUCGGCCUUUGUGAAUCGGGCAGGGGGAAGGCGAGGCCAGGCCAGGCAAGGAGAAGGGGGGCAGCAGCGGCAGCAGCAGCUGGUCCGCCCGCCGCCAGCCAGACAAAGGCAAGCCGAGGAAGGGGCCCCGCUAGCCAGCCGCCCGCCCGCCCGACGCCGUUUCCCCCUCUCGCCCCGCUUUUGCGCGCCCCGCCAUGACGGCCAACGGCACUUCGGAGUCGCUCCAGAUCCAAUUCGGCCUCAUCAACUGCGGCAACAAGUACCUGACGGCCGAGGCGUUCGGCUUCAAGCUCAACGCGUCCGCGCCCAGCCUGAAGAAGAAGCAGAUCUGGACGCUGGAGCAGGCGGCCGAGGACUCGACGGCCGUGUACCUGCGCAGCCACCUGGGCCGCUACCUGGCGGCCGACAAGGACGGCCACGUGAGCUGCGACAGCGAGGCGCCCGCCUCGGUCGACUGCCGCUUCGUCAUCCUGGCUCACGACGACGGGCGCUGGUCGCUGCAGUCGGAGCCGCACCGUCGCUUCUUCGGCGGCACCGAGGACCGCCUGUCGUGCUUCGCGCAGAGCAUCUCGGCGGCCGAGAAGUGGAGCGUGCACCUGGCGCUGCACCCGCAGGUGAACAUCUUCAGCGUGACGCGCAAGCGCUACGCGCACCUGGCGGCGGCCCGCGACGAGAUCGCCGUGGACCGCGACGUGCCGUGGGGCCUCGACGCGCUCGUCACGCUCGUCUUCCAGGAGCAGCGCUACAGCCUGCAGACGGCCGACCACCGCUUCCUGCGCCGCGACGGGCAGCUGGUGGCGCGGCCCGAGCCCGACGCGGGCUUCACGCUGGAGUUCCGCGCCGGCAAGGUGGCCUUCCGCGACGCCGACGGCAAGUACCUGGCGCCCUCGGGCCCCAGCGGCACCCUCAAGGCCGGCAAGAGCGCCAAGGUGGGCAAGGACGAGCUCUUCGUGCUCGAGCAGAGCAGCCCCCAGGUCGUGCUGCGCGCCGCCAACGACAGGAACGUCUCCAUCCGGCAAGGAAUGGACCUUUCUGCCAAUCAGGAUGAGGAGAGCGACCAGGAAACCUUCCAACUGGAAAUCAACAAAGAUACUAAGAAAUGCACCUUCCGGACCUAUACUGGGAAAUACUGGACACUGACCUCCAAUGGGGGGGUGCAAUCCACAGCCUCCACUAACAGGAAUGCCAACUGUUACUUCGACAUCGAGUGGUGCGAUCGGCGUAUCACCCUGAAAGCGGCAAACGGCAAAUAUGUCACGGCAAAGAAGAAUGGGCAGCUGGCCGCCACGGUGGAGACAGCCAGUGAGACGGAGCACUUUCUCAUGAAGCUGAUCAACCGGCCCAUCAUUGUUCUGCGGGGGGAGCAUGGCUUCAUCGGCUGCCGGAAAGUGACAGGAACCCUGGAUUCAAACCGCUCCUCCUACGAUGUCUUCCAGCUGGAGUUCAACGACGGGGCCUACAACAUCAAAGAUUCCACUGGGAAGUACUGGACGGUCGGCAACGAGUCCUCCGUCUCCAGCAGCAGCGACACGCCGGUGGACUUCUUUUUCGAGUUCUGCGACUACAACAAGGUGGCCAUCAGAGUCAACGGGAAAUACUUGAAGGGCGACCAUGCCGGCGUCCUCAAAGCCUCUGCCGACACAAUCGACCCCUCCACUCUCUGGGAGUAUUAAAUGCACUUUAGCACCUCCCUCUCUUGGUUCCAAGCUCUCCCUCCCUCCCUCCCUCCUUCCCUCUCUGUGUCUCUCCUCUUCACUUUCAGUUGCCAAUUUCUGCUGUUUUUCCUGUUCGGUUGCCUCUGUUCCUAAAACAGAGAGGCUCCCUUCCCCGGCUGUCCUGCUGCUUCUCUCCCGCCGUCGAAGUUUUGGGUUGAUCUUGUCUCUUUGAAACUGGAAAAAUGUGAUUAACCUGCAGAAAACAGGGCACUACUUGCGGGGUGUGUGUGUGUAUGUGUAUGUGUUGCUUUGCUGGAACACCAAACCUGGUCCUCUGAAUUUAAAAGGGAAUAAAUCCCUAAAGUAGAGCAGCCCUUGCCACCCCCUCUAUUGGCAUCUCCCCUGAUGCCAUUGAUCUGGGGCCAUUCUAGUGUUGAAUUGGCCAAGAAGCUAGUUUAGCGAAGCCUCUGCUGUUUCUGCUUUCUUGGUUCAAUGCUGGCCAUGUGGAUGAGCCUGAAAAAGGGGGAGGGGGUCUCCUUUCUUCUGUAGCCAGUCAGGAUCUGUCCAUCUCUCUUUCCUCCUUGACUUUUUCAUAAAUACUCCCUUUUCCUUACUCAGGCAGAGAGGUCGUCUUCUGGCACACCUUGUCCCCCCCCAUGAAGUGUUGGGGGGAACAGAGAGAUGGAUGGUGUGUGUGGGAUAAGUCAAGAGGGUUAGUUUAGAGACCGACUUUGGCCAGCGAGUUAAGUACAGUUAAUGAGGACUAGAAGCUUUGCCCCCGUUUUUAAAAAUUAGCGAGCUGCUUUUGGUGGACCACUAUUAAGUCAUUCAUCUCGUCGGGGGCUGAGCUUGAGGAAGAGCUCGCCCUCUGUUGCGCUUAAGUGCCCAGGGAGCAUCUCUUGAGUAAAAAGGCUUCAAACACCCGCACUGCCAAGCUGUGCCACUGCCUUACUCUCCCUCUCCGCGUCCCUCGGGAGCCGCAAGUUGUUGUUAGAGCCCCUUUCCUCCCCUCUUUUAUAUUACUGUCUUUGAUAUCUCGAAAUAAUAAUAAUAAUAAUAGAAGGGAAUCACAGCUACCUGUGAAAUUAUUGCCUGUCCAUGACAGCAUCUGAUAGAUGUCAAACUGCACACCUGAUCUUGCCCCUGUCCCUCUUCCCUGCCUCUGAUAGGGGGUGGGGGCUGUGAAAGACCUUUAUUUAACUCCUCUGUGCCUCACAAAAAGGAGUGGUUGGCCUGAGAGCCACGGACGGACGGUGUCGUUUCCCUCUUCCUAAGUGACCCUCUCCUGGCUGGGACUUUGUGCCUCAAAGGAGAGUCUUUAUCUCAGUCGUGUUUGUGUGGGUGCAGAAGCGGAGCUUUGGGCUGAGGAGGGGAGAGGAAGAGGCCUGGAAAGGUGGUGAAAUGGGGGGGGGUGACACCCACGUUGCAGAGGUCUUUGAGCAGGGGGCUCUCUACGCUUUCCAACCGCUUCCUGGACCGUGUGGGGGAAGCGAGUUGCCGCUCGAUUCACAGAAACAGACAGCCUUUUUAAAAAAUUAGCAGUCUUUGCACAGUAAUAGCACAGCACAUUUCCUCCCCCCCCCUCAAUAUAACUGGAAUAUCUGCCCUACCCCUUAAGCGCUCUUCAAGCGGUUUUUCAGAAUGGAGGCAUCGCUCUCCCGGCUUGGGGGGCUACCUCUUCUCUGCUCCCCCAGCCCCUCGCGUGCCUCUUCCAGGGUUUUCCCCCCCCAAGGCUGCUCUGAACCCCCUCUUGCCCCCCCAGCCGAUUGCUCUGCUUGUGGGGUUCCUGGGGCAACCCAAGUGACCAAACAGCGUGUUUCUUGUCUAUUUAUAUAUGCUCUCUCCGAGGAGCCGACCUCCACUGUCUCUACUAGAUUUGCAGUAUUGUAUCAUCCAUUUGUAGCGCUUUGCUUAAACUCCUUUUCGGGAGUUUGGGAAAAGUCUUGUGUACCUUGGUUUGUUCUUCUUGGCUGCCUUUUUUGGGGGUCCCUUCCUUUCCCUUGGCCCCGGCCAACCCGGGGCCCUCCAGAGGUCUGGCACCCCAGCUAUCACCUGCUGCGACGUCAUUCGACCACGUUGGCCGGGGCAAGUGGUCCAAAAACAUCUGGAUGGUGCCAGUUGCGGCUCUUUGCUUGGGCAGCCUCUGCCUGUUCCAGCCCCCCAAUUUCCCAUGCAAUGCAGAGGGAGGAAAAGAUUCCCUUUGUGACUAAGCUCCACCUCACCAUCAGCACCCCUGGAGCCCGCUUGGGUUUUCCUGUUGCCAAAAUUCAAAGCACCAGCCCUCCUUUUGCUCAAGGCGGGAGGACGCUACCUGCCUUAAACGUGCCCUGCACCCUUUGCCACCUUCAGGGGCCUUUUCUGCGCUUGGUGCUAAAUUCUGAAGCAACUGGAAUGAUUUGCCUUAUGAGGAAAGGAGGGUCCCUUCUGGGUUGGCCCAGGAGCUCUACGUGGAUUUAUCAGGACAUUUUGGGAGUGGUGAAGUCCAGGGAAUUC